CAAGGAGGAAUGCCGCUAAAGGUGUGUGUCUCGCCCUCUGUCAUGCUCUCCGACGGACUAAUGAAAAUUGGCAGUGGUUACCUGAGUUAUAACGAUUCUGAAUUGGUCAAUGGGGACCAUUACCAUCCCAUAAUGUCAUCUAUUGACAGCUUUGAGAGAAACUCGCCUCUCAAGAGUUCCUCUAGUGAGCUGACGGAUCAUUCGCUUGUCGUCUCUUUAUCUGAUGUGAAGGACUCGCAGGGGGGUGAGAAGGGAAGCAAGCGGCCCACAGCGAAAGACGAGAUCCCUGAAGAUAGCCAAUCUAUAGAUGGAUCGAACGCCGAGAACUACUUCUCAUCUCUGCUCUGCCACGCGCAGUCCCUCUCAUCUUCUCCAGGUGCCAUGUUUCCAUACCCGGGCCAUCAUGGGCCAACUCACCCAGCGUUCUCUAUUAGUCCGAACCCCUACAUGUCGCAUCACCCUGUCAUCACAAGUGGACCUUACGGACUGCUGAGUCCUCGACAAGGAUACCCAACCGCUGGUUACUCUUAUGCGCAACAGUACGGACAUGGUGAACAAGAUGGUCAGUUAUACCAAUUUUCGGUGGCCCCAGAUGGUCUGCUUUCAGGCAAGGCUCAAGUCUAUUUGUGCAACAGGGCGCUGUGGCUGAAAUUUCACAGACAUCAAACAGAGAUGAUUAUUACUAAACAAGGACGGCGGAUGUUCCCAUUUUUAAGUUUUAAUAUCACUGGCCUUGAUCCGACGGCGAAAUACAAUGUGUUCGUGGAUGUCAUCCUUGCGGAUCCAAAUCACUGGCGUUUUCAGGGAGGGAAAUGGGUCCCAUGUGGCAAAACGGACACAAACGUGACAGGUAAAUUCAGGAAAGCAAAUAGGGUGCACAUGCACUCGGAUUCACCGAACACAGGAGUGCACUGGAUGCGUCAGGAGAUUUCUUUCGGGAAACUGAAGUUAACAAACAACAAAGGCAGCUCCAGCCCUGGACAGAUGGUGGUUAUACAGUCUUUACACAAGUAUCAGCCCAGGCUACACGUGGUCGAGCUGAACGAGGAUGGCACGGAAGACACAAACCAGCAAAACAGAGUGCAAACCUUUACCUUUCCCGAAACACAGUUCACCGCGGUCACAGCCUACCAGAACACAGACAUCACUCAACUGAAAAUUGACCACAAUCCAUUUGCAAAGGGAUUUCGUGACAACUACGAUACAAUAUACUCCAGCCUGGACAUUGACCGGCUAACCCCGUCUCCAGGUGAUCCUUCACGACCGCAGAUGAUACCCGGGACUCGGUAUGCUAUGGCCAGCCCUUUCUUCCCAGAUCAGUUCAGUCCCUACGGCAAGGCUUCCUUUAACCCUAGGAAUGGAUCUGCCCCUGGUCUUGACAUUGACCGAACGUCUUCUCUAAAUAACUUGGUGCCGCAGCAACAGGUCGAUGAGAAUACCACAACGUGUGCGCAGCGAUGGUUCGUUGGGCCAGCGGGUAAUCGACUUGACUUCCCCACAUCUGGAUACGACACGGCUGCACGAACAGACUUUGCAGGUGCGGCAUCAUUUUUGUCCUACACGGCGGGAGUGAAGGCAUUGUCACUGGCCAAUGCCAGUUGUUCCAGUCAUGCAUUUGGCUAUUACACCGAUCCUAAUGGUUGGUCUUCGCGUAGUCCACAGCCCAACACUGCGAAAUCCUCAUCUGCUCUAUCAUGCUGGACACAUACGUCCACCGAUAACCGAAUUGAAAAGUCAAGUUAUUUGGAGAAUAACGAGAUUGCCGACGUGGAGAGGUCGUCCUUGCAGGUGCGCGAGAAUUCCAAACCCAAGGACAGGUCGGAAUCUAACUGGAUAGAAACUCCAACCUCGGACUCCGGUGACUCUCGUAUUUACGAGCACAGCAAACGAAGGAGAGUAUCUAUGCGGGCAUCUUUGGAGACAGAGGGUCUGUCCUCUUCAGAAACUGAUUCUACCGCCACCACCCAGAAAUGCAAAAAGGAUGUAAAUUACACAUGCUUUUAAUCACAGACUUAAAAUGACGAGAAACCUCAGUGCCAUCAGGCAAUGUAAACAUUUGUUAACAAGGCCAAACGUAUUUUAUGUUUUGCUUUCACGAUGAGAUUCAGAAAGACAAAAUAGAACAGCUAAGUCAACAUAAAUGGACACGGGAUAGCCUUGUCUACUAUAAUGAACAGAGCAAAUCAAGGCAUUUCGAUCAAAGAUUGACAUGAUGGUGAUGGGCAUGAUAUAGCCCGCGGAGUUUAUGUCAAAAUACGACUAGGCCUACUAGUAGGGCUACUAGUUAAUUAUCAAUAGUAGGCUACAAUAAUGGGAAAUUAUUUGUUCAAUAGCUUAGGCCUAACUGGUUUCAAUAUGUUAUGUGGGUUUGUUAUUUGCUUUCAGCAGGCUAUAUCAAGAAAGCUAGUGGAUGUCCUCACUAUCUAAAGUUAGGCUAUUCAUACAGAAGGUGGUUGUGUUCUUGUGGUGAAAUUGCAGGCUGUCCAUUUCUAUUCAAUUGUUUUACGCCUAUGAAAUUAAAACGCCCAGAAACUGACUUGUACUUGCAUUUACGGGGCAGCCGUGGCCUAUUGGUUAGCACUUCGGACCUUC
This is a messenger RNA of Alosa alosa (allis shad), 2592 nucleotides long. Its product is annotated as T-box brain protein 1-like. NCBI's taxonomy places the organism in Eukaryota, Metazoa, Chordata, Actinopteri, Clupeiformes, Clupeidae. Gene Ontology annotation, cellular component: nucleus. Gene Ontology annotation, biological process: commitment of neuronal cell to specific neuron type in forebrain; cell fate specification; positive regulation of DNA-templated transcription. Gene Ontology annotation, molecular function: RNA polymerase II cis-regulatory region sequence-specific DNA binding; DNA-binding transcription factor activity, RNA polymerase II-specific. Bases 10 to 2004 code for a protein of 664 amino acids. The record is from RefSeq and is a predicted model, not a curated record. The transcript is spliced from 6 exons.